Nothobranchius furzeri (turquoise killifish) is the source of this 3252-nucleotide messenger RNA. RefSeq names its product glutathione synthetase (gene gss). Gene Ontology annotation, molecular function: glutathione binding; glutathione synthase activity; ATP binding. The record is from RefSeq and is a predicted model, not a curated record. Gene Ontology annotation, cellular component: cytosol. NCBI's taxonomy places the organism in Eukaryota, Metazoa, Chordata, Actinopteri, Cyprinodontiformes, Nothobranchiidae. Gene Ontology annotation, biological process: glutathione biosynthetic process.
UCGCCAUCUAUAAACGCUCACAAAACACAGAAAAAUCACACCGCUACGGCUCAGAGACUCUUAGUCAACUUAGAUGGUCCCAGCGUCUCAAUGCGCUCCAGUACUUGUCUCCUUAUUUUUGUGCUGAAUCAGGGGAUUUGACAGAAAGCUACUGAUCAGCUUAGGAGGCCUGGGAGUUCGUAUUUAGACACUUUCAGAAGGAGGAAGCAUGAAGGAGGAGAAUUAUGGGUGGAUAAAUAAAGCUUUACCUCCCUCUGCUGGUGUGGAGAAAGCUAACAAACACGGUCAUUCAUGUUUCUGCUGUUAAUAUCUUUAAUAAAUGCCACACUUUGUAAUGGUACAUUGAUGUUGGUACGAAAAUAGAAAUUAUAUUUCCAAACAUUUGCUUUUUUACAGGGUAAAACUCGGCAAUAAGGGCCCCUGUAUUAACAUUACUUAGUGCAUUAAGCAUUACUAAACUAUUAAAUAAAGUAUUAUCAACCAUAUUAUGCAAUGCAUUACUAAGAAGACACCUGCCCCUUUAUCCCAUUUUUUAGCCCCAUUUUUUUUUACUUUUUACUCAAGUCUUACAUUCUUGUAAAGUGGUUUAUAUGAAGAGAUGCAUUUUGUAUUUUAUUUGUCCUUGUUUUGUAAGACUAUUAGCACCAUGACAUGGCUUUCCUCCUUGUUCUGUUCUUGUUUACUUAUUUAUUAAUAUUUCAAAAUUAAAUAAUGAUGCAUAUUUAUAUCUGAUAUUUGUAUUAAUUAGUCAGUCUAUAGCUAAAGCUUACUUAAAUUAUUCUUAGAAUGAUGUACCACACACACACACACACACACACACACACACACACACACACACACACACACAAUCGUACUUUAUAAAGUGCAGUUUCAUCUUAGUCAGCAUAAAAUCUACAGGAUGGAUGUGUCAUUAGUGACCGAGUACUCUGGAAGAGCCGAAUCUUUUUGGUGAAUGGGAAGAACUGAUUCCAAAGAUGUAUUGUUUAGAUAAAUAAGGUGUGUGUGAGGUGAAUUUAAUUCAAGUUUCUUUACUUUAUUUAAUUCAUAAUUAGGUCAUCAUAAUAAUCAUAAAUUAAGUUCAAAUGAGGUCUCCCAUUUGUGUCAUAAUAACCAGUUCUUCUGUGAGAGCCGACCGAGCUAGAAAGAUCCGAAUCUUUGAAAAGCGCCGAACUUUUCAUCACUACACAGAUGAUUUUAGACAGUUUUGUGACGUCGAUACUCCCGAUUGGUAGAUCUGUUUUACAGUAACCAAUCAGCUGUUACUCGCUUUGGGAGCAUAAACUACAGCUCUGGCACAAUGGCUGCGUUUGAGUGGUCCCUAAAGUUACAUUAGAGCAAGAAGAAACAAUCUAAGCUCUCCAUUGCAACAAGAAUGGCCCAGGGGAUUCCAGAUGAGGUGAUGAUGAAUGCUGCUCUGAUCAAACAGCUGGCUGAAGUGGCAAGAGAUGAGGCGCUCCUGCAGGGUGUUUUAAUGAGGACUAAAGAGACCCCAAACUCAUCCGAGUUGGUGACCUACGCUCCGUUUACAUUGUUCCCGUCGCCCUUCCCAAAAGCCGCAUUCCUCCAAGCUCUUGCGGUGCAAACCCACUACAACACACUGGUGGACAGAAUAUCUCAGGACACUGAAUUUUUGCUACAGGCCUUAGCCAGCACCAUUGAAGUGGAUGACUUUUCUGCAAGAUUGUUCAAAAUCCACCAGCAAAUCCUAAACGAAGGAGGGUCUCGGUCCAUCGUGUUGGGGCUCAAUCGGUCUGACUACAUGCUGGACAAGAGAGGGGAUCAGCCCCCUUCUCUAAAACAAAUCGAGAUCAACACCAUCGCUGCGAGCUUUGGAGGCCUCUCCUCACGUACCCCCGAUGUGCACAGGCGCGUACUGAAGAUGGCCGACCGUCUGGAGGAGAGUCAACGCAUCUUAGACAACAACCCUGCAGCAGGUUUGGCCAAGGCCAUCGCAAAAGCCUGGGAGCUCUACGGAUCCGAGAGAGCCGUGGUUAUGUUCUUCGUGGAGGAAGUCCAGAGGAACGUCUUUGACCAGCGCUGCAUUGAGAGGGAACUCUGGAAGAGAAACAUUCCUACAUUCAGAAAAAGGUUUGACGACAUUUGUAAGACGAUCCGCCUCGAUCAGGACAAGAGGCUCUUUGUCGGUGGCAACGAGAUCGCAGUGGUGUACUUCAGGAACGGCUACAUGCCUCAGAACUACUUUUCUGAACAGUGCUGGGAAGCUCGCCUCACGAUGGAGCGCUCUAUGGCUGUCAAAUGUCCAGAUAUCGUCUCUCAUCUGGUGGGAACCAAGAAGGUCCAGCAGGUUCUGGCCAAACCUGGAGUUCUGGAGAGAUUUUUCCCAGAUCAGCCUCAGGUCGUGGAGCAGAUCAGAGCGACCUUCACCGGCCUCUACUCUCUAGACGUGGGACCAGAGGGUGACAGAACCAUAGCGAUGGCUCUUGCAGAACCAGACCGUUUUGUUCUGAAACCUCAGCGAGAGGGAGGAGGUAACAACAUCUAUGGAUCAGAGAUCAUCCAGGUCCUGGAGAAGGUGAAGGACAGUUCGGAGCGAAUGGCUUAUAUCCUGAUGGACAAAAUUAACCCAGCUCCCGUACAAAACUACCUACUGAGACGAGACGCUCCGCUCGCAGUCAGCAGCUGCGUCAGCGAGCUGGGGGUGUUUGGAGCGUAUGUACGGCAAGGAAAAGACUUGUUGAUGAACGAGUGUGUGGGUCAUCUGCUGAGAACCAAGAGUUCUAAGCAUUCCGAUGGGGGCGUCGCCGCCGGCGUGGCCGUUCUGGACAAUCCUCUGCUCGUCUGAUGGCUGGAGACCGGCAGACCUCUGGAGCAAACGAGUUCUGUAAAUGUCUCUGAAUCAGAGGGAGAUUCUUGAAAACCUGGGAUCAUGAAUGUUUGCGUUUCUAAUGAAGUCACCAUCUGGUGGCAUUCUGGUUUAACUGAAUAAGCCAAUCAUCACUGUUAUGGUUUUAGAUGUUUGUUUGAUCCGUCACCUGAAGGAAAUCACAAUGGAGUAGCUGUUUGAACAACUAAGUGUAUAAAGGACUGGAUUUCAUCAGAUUUCACAUGGAAUGUACAACCAGUAGCUAUUUGAUUGUUAAAGUAAAAUGUUUCAUUAAAAAUGAUCAUAAGUAAUGUAAUAUAUGAAAAAUGUUGUAGAAUCCUGUACAAUUGUGUUUUUAAAACAUCAUUUCUGGGGACUUUUUUGUCUCUUUCAUUAUGUUUCCCAAUAAAAAAAACGUGAAAAUUUGA